Nematostella vectensis (starlet sea anemone) is the source of this 2610-nucleotide messenger RNA. Its product is annotated as short-chain collagen C4. The transcript has 5 exons. Bases 361 to 1659 code for a protein of 432 amino acids. The record is from RefSeq and is a predicted model, not a curated record. Lineage: Eukaryota; Metazoa; Cnidaria; Anthozoa; Actiniaria; Edwardsiidae.
CCAAAUUGACACUUGCACGUUAAGCGAUCCGUUAUAUUGUGUUACGUCAAAAUUCUAUAUCCCUUCCCUCGUGUCUUAGUACAACUGUAUACAACUUCUCUUACACAUGUGCCGCGCAACGUUUUUAAACCAGGGCGUCUAUUAGUCACACGCGCGUAAGAAUUCCUUACAUGCAAAUUCCGGUGAUUGUAGUAACUAGUAUUUAUUUGACACGGGGGCAACCUCUUAAGGCUUCACUGAUGAGAUAUACCGGGUUUAUUGCUAACAUCACUACGAAGAAAACAGCAUAGACGUUGAAUCUAGCUUCCUGGAUUGACUCGCUUCUCCAUGUAGUGCAAGGUUUUGGAGUGUUUGGCCAUCAUGCGUGCUUGGGUAUGGAGGCUUGUUCAGACUGUGUUGCUGUCGGGCUAUCUAACUGCGCAGUUUGCUCUUUACACUCGACUGAACUCUCGUCUUAACGAGGCUCUGGUGCGAAUUCAUAAACUGGAAGUGUUGUUACAGCCAAGCGAGGGCGCCCAAGUUGCGUAUACCUCGUUUUUGAACAAACAAACGGACACUAAUGUUCAAUAUAGCAAGCGGAAAGUUGAUUCUCACGACCAUGUUCGGUUACGGAGAGAAUCUGCCAAAGCGAAGCAGCCGGACUUGGAUGUGAUUUACGAGCGACUCAAAGCUCUCGAAAGUAGCAUAUCAGAGAACAUAACGAUAUCAAGACCAGUGCCCCUGUGUCCACAGGGACCCCAAGGGCUCCCCGGUCGCGAUGGACUCCCUGGAAAGGCCGGGUUACCCUGCAGAGAUGGGGCUAUGGGACCUCCAGGGAGAGACGGUAGACCUGGCGCAAGUGGUCGUGAUGGUAUGCCAGGUAGAGAUGGGAGUCCAGGAAGAGACGGACAGUUAGGGAGGCCAGGUGUGCCGGGUAGAAAUGGUGUCGAUGGACAGAAGGGAGAUCGAGGUGAUAUGGGACCCCCUGGUCAUCCCGGCCCACCAGGGGUGAGGGGAAGGAGAGGGAAGCGAGGCCCCCCUGGCCCACCAAAUGGGGGUGCUACACCCCAUCCUGGAGCCAUGCCCACCCCAUCCGGGGAGCCGCCUGAUAAAGGAGGGGCAGUCUAUACACGAUGGGGAAGAGCUGAUUGCCCCGGAACUGGCACCAAACUUGUUUAUACAGGAUUCGUUGCUGGAUCGACAACAAAACGCUCUGGAGGAGGAUCGGACUACCUGUGUAUGCCCUAUCAACCGUUCUACGCACGCGCGCCAAAUCUUGCCAAUUCUCGGGCUCACUUAUACGGGGUUGAGUACGGAAAGGUUGAGGACGUAUUUCUUAGGGUACCCGGACGCCCAAGGGACAUGACGUACCACGGGGUCCCCUGCGCUGUGUGCCGCACUAUUUCACGUCCCUCGAUGAUUAUGGUUCCUGCUCGUUAUGUAUGCCCAAAUAAGGCAUGGACGCGUGAAUACCAUGGCUACCUUAUGUCGCCCAGCUCAAAUAGCACGCGUGCGCAGUUCGUGUGUGUGGAUGCUGACGCUGGGAUUGUCCGCCGCUCCCCGGGGGUACUCCCCCAGAUGGCGGCUUUGCUCACCCCCGUGCAGGGGAAGUGUGGGGCACUGCCAUGUCCCAGAUACAGACAGGAUUGGGAUCUGACAUGUGCAGUCUGCACUGCUUAAUUGCGUGUGUCACGCAAUUUAUCAAGAAGCGCUGCGUGACACCAUGUUACGGGCCACAAAAGGGCGUUGCAUGACAUGUAUUGCGUCAAAAUGAUGUCGUAACGCGUGACUGAAGCACCACAUAAAAGGCGCAUUUAAUUCUGUCGGGAAAACUUGGGAUAUACAUGAAGCGUACUCGUAAAUAUGGACAUCAAAUGUGGUCAACGAAUUGCUAUAAUAGGACAUAAUAUAUCACCAUAUAUGGUCAUAAUAUAAUUAAAGAUUCAGUGGUCGGAGUGACUUUCGUAUGCUUACAAAUGGUGCUCACUCGGAUACUGAUUUUGUUACAGAUAUUACAGUCUGAAAAACAUAGAAAAACAAAGCGAAAUGAGAACGCUUUCCAGUUUCUUCCUUCAAAUGUAUUAAUGAAUUGAGAAGCAGAAAUACAACUAUGUUUCCUCAAAGCUGCAAAUUUUGUUAGGAAACGCCUCCUUUCAUUGUAGAGGAGAGGACUCUUUACUUAAAGUGCCCUUGCCAGCCACACCUUUGUUAUUGUUUCAUUCAAUAUUGUAUAACACAUAAUGUGUUUAUAUUUUGAAAUAACCAUCUAAAAGAAAAGUUUUAUACUUUAUUUACAAAAUUCAAUCGAAAAUAUCGCAUUGGCUUCUGUAAACCAGCCGAUGGAAAUGGAUGAUUUUUCACACUUGGUACUUUGCUUGGGUGAAAAAAUGGCGCCUGGCAGAGGCUGCUUAACGUCUUGAAGAUGGCACUUAUUUGAAGAUUGCCAAGAACUCUCGGUAGUAUUUUAUCAAAGCUAAUCAGACUUACAGAUUGGCCGUGUUACAUAAAUUAUAUAAAUCCUUUUUAUCUAAAAAAUGUAAAAUGACGCAAGUAAUUAACUAAAGUAUUGUGGCGAUCAUUGGAUAUGGAAAAAAAAAAACGCCAGCGAAAAGAAAAAAAAAAACAUACCAA